AUGCCGUUCCUGCUCUCUCUCCUUGCUGAAUGCACGGCAUUUAUCCUCGUCGGACUUUGCCUUGUCAGAAUUGUUCGCGGAUACUUCUCGCCGUUGUCAUCUAUCCCCAAUGCAGGAGUAGGUGCACCGUACUCUUGCCUAUUAUGGGCUUUCCCAACAGAAUUCAGAGGACGCAUAACCUUGGAUCUCCCUAAACUUCAUGAGAAGCUGGGUCCCCUGGUUCGUAUUGGCCCAAACGAAGUUUCAUUUUACUCCAUGGAAAUGUAUGAUACAGUUCACGAGGUGAAUAGCAGAUUCAAGAAAGAUCCACGGGUGUAUGGAGAGUUUGUACAAGGUGACAGUCCUGCUUUGUUCUCAAUAACUGAUCCUGUGGAACAUUCGAAACGUAGAAGACUCAUGGGUCAAUUGUUUAACCGCAGUCAAAUGCAUAAAUUAGAAGGUCUGAUGUUGAAUCAUAUCAAUCAAUUUGUGCAAACUGUUGCAUCAAACAGAGAUAGGGUGAAUUUGUUGCCAGUUUGUCGCGCACUCGAAGCGGAUAUUAUGUCCGAUUUCUCAUUUGGUCAUACGAUCGGUGCUCUCGAUGCAUACUCUCAAGGAGCUGAACUUGAAAUGAUAGCAAGAAAUGAUGAAAAGGCGACUUGGAUGCCUCUGCUGACUGGUUUUCCGGGGUUGUGCAAUAUGUGGGAAUGGGUGGAACAAAUUGUGUCCUCGAGAACAGGCUACAGGACCCCGUACAACAGAGCAAUGUUCGAUUUUCAACAGUGGGCAGAAAAAAGUUGGCGCACAACGCUUUCAGACAACGCAAAUCAGGAAAAAUCUACUUUUUCCUUCCCAAAUCUGGUCCAGACCAUGAUUAAAUCAAACCUGCCAUCUUCCACAGCCUUGUCGGAAGCGACAGAAAAUCUAGGUCCAGGCACGGAUACAACCUCAGCAACUUUAGCUCACAUUUUGUGGGCUUUAGGAAGUAACUCUGAUUUUCAAGAAGAGCUGGUCCAGGAUCUGGCUAAUGUGGGGUUUCCCACGGAUAUGACAACCUUAGAGGGUAUACCUAAAUUACGGGCGUGUAUAAAAGAAGGUAUUCGAUGGACUGGUGCAGCUGCCGCCAUGCUUCCUCGUCUUGUACCCGAAGGCGGAGCAGAAUUCUAUGGGCACUUUUUACCGGAAAAUACAGUAAUCAGCUCGUCGCCAAUUUGGUAUCUUCACGACUCAGUCGCGUUUCCAAGGCCAAAAGAAUUUGAUCCGUACCAAUGGCUUACACCUGAUGGGCAGAAGAUUAGAGAUGAUCCAUUACGGGAUAAGUUCUACAUACCAUUCUCCAAGGGUGCAAAUAUCUGUAUGGGCGCACACUUUGCAUAUCUGGAACUGUUCCUAUCAAUCUCCCAAGUAAUCCGCAACUUUCGCGUACAUAUGCAUCCUUCAUCUCAUCAUCGAUCAUAUUCAGAUGAAGAGAAAAGGUCUAGCCUUGGAGUAUUCUGGCAUGUCGAAUUGCCAAAUCGGAGAGAGUGGGUUGCGGCUGUACCUACAGAACGUUUAAUGGUAGCGCUUGAACCAAGGUUAUAUACUUAA
Messenger RNA from Botrytis byssoidea, 1566 nucleotides. RefSeq lists its product as uncharacterized. Gene Ontology annotation, molecular function: heme binding; oxidoreductase activity, acting on paired donors, with incorporation or reduction of molecular oxygen; iron ion binding. The record is from RefSeq and is a predicted model, not a curated record. NCBI's taxonomy places the organism in Eukaryota, Fungi, Ascomycota, Leotiomycetes, Helotiales, Sclerotiniaceae. Bases 1 to 1566 code for a protein of 521 amino acids. The transcript is spliced from 9 exons.